CAGGCCUGGUGUGAGAGCUCUCCCCGGAGCCCUCAAGAACCUGUCCUAACUCAUCCCCCGCUGGGCACCUGCCAGGGCUGCGCUCUCAGGAUGACGGCCGCCCUCCAGCGCCUGCUGCUGUGUCUGAGUCUCCUGGCGGCCAGGAUGUGCGCCUGGGGCGGCCAGCUGGGCAGCGAGGGCAGCAGGCGGGACAAGCUCUUCCUGCCCGGCUUCGAGAACCUCACCGCGGGGUACAACAAGUUUCUCAGGCCCAGUUUUGGCGGGGAAGCCGUGCGGGUGGCCCUGAACCUGGACAUCGCGAGUAUCUCCAGCAUCUCGGAGAGCAACAUGGACUACACGGCCACCAUCUACCUCAGGCAGCGCUGGACGGACGAGCGGCUGGUGUUCGAGGGCAACCAGAGCUUCACGCUGGACGCGCGCCUGGUGGAGUUCCUGUGGGUGCCUGACACCUACGUCGUGGAGUCCAAGACCUCCUUCCUGCACGACGUCACCGUGGGCAACAGGCUCAUCCGCCUCUUCGCCAACGGCACCGUGCUGUACGCACUCCGAAUCACGACGACCGUGGCCUGCAACAUGGACCUGUCCAAGUACCCCAUGGACACGCAGACCUGCAAGCUGCAGCUGGAGAGCUGGGGCUACGACCAGGACGACGUGGAGCUGAGCUGGCUUCGAGGCAACGACUCGGUGCGCGGCCUGGAGAACCUGCGGCUGGCGCAGUACACGGUCCAGCAGUACUUCACCCUGGUCACCACGUCCCCGCAGGAGACAGGCGUCUACACGCGCCUGGUCCUGCAGUUCGAGCUCCGCAGGAACGUCCUGUACUUCAUCCUGGAGACCUACGUCCCCUCCACGUUUCUGGUGGUGCUGUCCUGGAUCUCCUUCUGGAUCUCCCUGGACUCUGUCCCCGCGAGAACCUGCAUCGGCGUGACCACGGUGCUGUCCAUGACCACGCUGAUGAUCGGGUCCCGCUCGUCCCUGCCCAACACCAACUGCUUCAUCAAGGCCAUCGACGUGUACCUGGGGAUCUGCUUCAGCUUCGUGUUCGGGGCCCUGCUGGAGUACGCCGUGGCCCACUACAGCUCGCUCCAGCAGCUGGCGGCCAAGGAGCGGGGGGCGGCCAAGGAGGAGGAGGAGGUCCACAUCAGCAACAUCAUCAGCAGCUCCAUCUCCAGCCUCAGGCGCAAGAUCAGCCUGGCCAGCAUCGAGAUCUCGGGGACCAACAGCGACUACCGCGACCUCACCAUGAAGACCAGCGACAAGUUCAAGUUCGUCUUCCGGGACAAGGUGGGCAGAAUCGCGGAUUACUUCACGAUUCAGAACCCCAGCAACGCCGACCGCUACUCCAAGCUGCUCUUCCCGCUGAUGUUCAUGCUCACCAACGUCUUUUACUGGGCCUACUACAUGCAUUUCUGAGCGGGGACCGCGUGGCGGCAGAACGGCGGCCUGUCCCGGAGGCCUCAGCCAUGCACACGCCCGGGCUGAUGGGCAGCUGGGCGUCGCUCCCCAGAGAAGGGACCCUCCCCCGUGAAGCCCCUAGUGUUGCAGAAAAGUCAGCCCCUUCCUUUUCUCGACUUUACCAAAGAUAUGCCAUGAACCCCGAGAGCACAGACCAACUCACCUGGCCUGCCUUCCCCUCCAGUGAGAAACAAGGAGACGCCCAGGUGGGUUAGUCACACACACACACACACACACACAGAGACACACACACA
Molecule: messenger RNA, 1709 nt
Organism: Sorex araneus (European shrew)
Lineage: Eukaryota; Metazoa; Chordata; Mammalia; Eulipotyphla; Soricidae
Gene: GABRP
Product: gamma-aminobutyric acid type A receptor subunit pi
Exons: 10
Coding region: 91-1413 (440 amino acids)
Biological process (GO): monoatomic ion transmembrane transport; signal transduction; chemical synaptic transmission
Cellular component (GO): neuron projection; synapse; GABA-A receptor complex
Molecular function (GO): neurotransmitter receptor activity; GABA-A receptor activity; extracellular ligand-gated monoatomic ion channel activity
Source: RefSeq, a predicted model, not a curated record